AUGUUUAUUAUAAUCAUGUUUGUUUCGUAUCUUUAUUACUAUGUUUCUUAAUGACAUAUUUUUGUUUAUAAUUUGUUUAUAUAUAUAAAUAUGAUACAUAUUCUAAAUUCUUUGUUAAAGUAUUAAAACUUAAAAAAUAACUAUAUAAAUAUAUAUUUAUUAUUAUAAUAUCAAUAUUUUCUAAAAAUGUCUUGUGUAAAAUAUUCAAAUGGCAAUAACGAUGGAGUUGCAGAAGCAAUUGGAAAUUGGGGUUUCUCUAAUAAAACUUGUAGUAGUGGUCAAGAACUUCAACGUUUGAAAUGUUUAUUUGCAAAGAUGGAUUGUUUGCGUACUACGAGGCCUAUGACGUAUGUACAAUAUAAUCGUAAAAAUGAUCCUGAAGCAUGGCACGUUAAACCAAGUCCCGAAGAAUGUAAACCUGCAUGGAUAUUUCCUGAAAAUAGGCCUUUGAUUACUUACGAUUCAACAGCAAAUAUUAUGCUGGUGUCCAAUUUUCAUGAUGUUGCAUCUGAUUUAAUUUACAAGAUACCUGGUAGAACAUAUAUGUUUCAAGGUACACUUAAGUGGUAUAGAAGAGGUCCAGAUUGUUGUCCACAACCAAGUUGUUUAGCACCUCAAUGUAAACCAUUGUGCUAUGUUUAAAAAAUUAUAUAUUUUACUUACAAAUAAUAAUUGUAUCAAUGUUUUCACUGCAAUCCAUAAGAAAUAAACUUUUUGCAAUCAUUAAAAUUUGUAGGAUAUAGAAAAGUAAUUAAAAUUAUCACUUGCAAAGAUUUUAUUACACCGCAUUUCAUUAAAGCAGAGCCUGUUACAGCGCGUCUAUAUAUAUAUGUAUAUGUAAACACACCUAUAUAUACACGCACAUAUAUAUACACACAUAAGCAUAUAUAACACUAAGGUACAGCAUAUAGAAUUAGAUAGGACUAACAGUGUUCUUUAAUUUUUAUGGAAAUUUUCCCAAAGAAUCUUAAUAUAGGAUAUUACACAGGAAUUUCUUGUAUACGUGAAAAAUCUACAAAUAUUUGCGUUAGUUAAAAAAAAGAAACUGAUUGAUCCUUUUCAAGCGAAACGUCGAAGUAGCUCGGUUAUGUGAGUCGAGGGAUCUGAUAUUUCGCCAAGUAAUCCUGCAAUUGUGAUUAUACGUUAUAUAUUAAUAAAUAUAUAAAUUAGAAUAGUAUAUUAAAAUUAAAAUAUAAAUAAUAUAAAUCAUUUCUUUUUUUUUUUUUAAUUUACCAAGAACGUCAAAAAAUUCUUCAAAUGAUGCACAAGGCAACAAUUCAUUGCGAUAUGUUGCAAGGACUCGUUCUGAAGCUUUUAACAUGGCUUCGUCGUUAUGCCUAAUAUAUUCAGCUAAGAUCGAAGGCCACUUUUCAUCGUACAGCACAUUUAUUUUCUAUAAUAAUCGAAAAAAGAAUAAUUAACUUCCAAUAUAUAUUUUUCAAUCAUAUUUUAUGUGUAAAAUAUAAAAUGAUACUUGCCCCAAAGAAAUUAGUGUAGAUACAAUCGAUAAGACCUAAGAAUAUAAGAGUACUUUUAUAAACAUUAUAUUCUUUCACGGUUGUGUCGAAAAUAUUUUUUGUUGCAACCGAUGGAGAUUCAUAACGUUGAUGCGCGAGUACGAUAAAUCUGUUGAAAAAUGCAACUUUAUAUUUUUUCCAACGACUAGGAGUCAAUAAAAGAAUUGAAAGCGUGCACUGAUAUAAUGGCCCAUCUGCUUCAUAGCAAUUUUCAAGCCACGCUGCACUAGCUGGAGAUUCCAAAUAAGUGACAAGAGCUUUAUCUUCUCUACUAGCUGUACGUGUGCUAUAUAAUAAAAAAAAAAAAAAAAAAAAAAAAAGAAAAAAAAAAGAAAAGAAGAAAAAAAUUUCAAUAACAAUAAAAAUGUUUUAAAGAAUUAUUAUAAUUAAACAUGAGUAUAACUAUAUAAUAAUAGUAAUAUUUACGUACGUAUUAACAACAUAUAAUGCCAUGUGUAUUAAAUAUGGAACCAUAUGCAUAUUGGAUUGAGGACCACCACCUCCAGUAUCUUCAUGAAAACUUUUUUCUUGUGCAAAACGUAAUAAUAAUAACUUUAAAUCAUGAAUUGUGGAUGGAUAGGAUAUAUCGCGAUGACUCGUGCAUUCUUGCAAAUACGUAUUAUGUCUUGCUAAACAACUGGCAAAUGCUGAUUCUGGCACUUGUGGACCCCACAGUGGAAGAAGUCCAUUACAUUUGGUAUUAGCAUUUUGUAAAGCUGCACUUUCCCAUUCGUCUCUGGCACGUGCUAAACGUACUGCUGACAUGUGACAGUCUAUAUGAACCACGUUAAAAUGAGUUACUGUUGUAUACCCAACAGUUUUCCUCUGUUUCGUUUCGAAUUCCUCAACGUUACAUCGUUUUGUAAAUGUAUAAAUACCU
Molecule: messenger RNA, 2397 nt
Organism: Vespa velutina
Lineage: Eukaryota; Metazoa; Arthropoda; Insecta; Hymenoptera; Vespidae
Exons: 3
Coding region: 187-642 (151 amino acids)
Source: RefSeq, a predicted model, not a curated record